ACAACUACUUACAACCACGAAAUUGUACAGGCUUUACGUUAACACGCUUACGCUUUAUGUUUGAACACAUUUGGACCUGACUUUUUUGGAAUUCGUAUCUUGAAUGAAAAGAUAAUAGACAUAAGUCUGAGUCCAAGUAAAAUAAUAAUAAGAAGAAAGAAGGAGAAAGAAGGAAGGAGGGAAGGAAGGAAGGAAGGAAGGACGGAUUGACCUAACCUGGUAUAGUUAUUCAGAAACUGUUACUCGAGGUGUUUGGUUUUUUUGCUGAAAUUCCUGUUGCAAUUAUAAAGAAGCACAAAUGAAGAAGCUAUUUAUCCUGUUUGAGCAUGCUUCUGGGUAUGCAGUAUUCCGUAUCAAAGAAUUUGAGGAGAUUGGAAUGUUGUUGCCCCAAAUAGAAGCUUCCGUCACAGAUUUGUCACGUUUCCAAAGCAUUGUGAGUCUUGUUGGCUUCUCAGCCUUCAAGACCGCAGUAGUUGCUCUGGAGAAUAUCAACUAUAUCUCGGAAGGAGUUGUUCCAACGCAGUUGCAGAUUUUCCUAGAUUCCUGCAUACCAAGAUCUACAGAGAAAAAUAUUGUUCUUGGUGUUGCUGAUCCCAAGCUUGGUGCGAACAUCACUGAAGCUCUGGGUAUAAAGUGUGAACACAUGAAUGGUGUACCUGAAAUCAUUCGUGGCAUUAGAUUUCAUUUUCAUGACUUGGUGAAAGGCUUCACCUCCCAGAGUGCAUUAGUUGCACAACUUGGUCUUGGGCACAGCUAUUCCAGAGCCAAGGUUAAAUUCAAUAUUCAUCGAGUAGAUAAUAUGAUAAUCCAUACCAUAGGCUUAAUGGAUCAAUUAGACAAGGAUAUUAACACAUUUAGUAUGCGUAUACGAGAAUGGUACGGCUAUCACUUUCCCGAACUCGUAAAAAUAGUUUCGGAAAAUUAUAUGUAUGCAAAAGUGGCUCAAGUGAUUCAAAAUAGGAAAGAACUUACAGAAGAGAAGCUUGAAGCCCUUGAAGAAGUUGUUAUGGACACAAUCAAAGCACAGGCGAUCAUUGACGCUUCUAAGUCGUCCAUGGGAAUGGACAUCAGUCUAAUCGAUCUCAUGAAUAUCGAAAUAUUCGCCAAACGCGUUGUUUCGCUGGGCGAUUAUCGCGAGCGUCUGGCACAAUAUUUGCGAAGCAAAAUGUCUGGAGUGGCGCCAAAUCUUGCGUCUUUAAUCGGCGAUCAAACCGGCGCUAGAUUGAUCGCGCACGCUGGGUCACUCACCAAUCUGGCGAAAUUUCCAGCUUCGACUGUCCAGAUUUUGGGCGCGGAGAAGGCGCUGUUCAGGGCAUUGAAAACCAGAGGAAACACACCCAAAUUUGGACUACUCUUUAAUUCCACAUUCAUCGGCCGUGCCGGUGCCAAAGAUAAGGGCAGGAUAUCGAGGUACUUGGCGAAUAAAUGUUCAAUGGCUUCCAGGAUUGAUUGCUUCCUAGACGUUCCGACAAACGUGUUCGGUGAAAAGUUGAGACAGCAAGUGGAAGACCGGCUCAAGUUCUUCGAGACAGGAGAGAUACCUAAGAAGAACAUUGAUGUUAUGAAAGAAGCUUUGGAGGAAUCAUUGAUCUCUGUAGAGCGAGAAAGUACAGUGUCUCCUAAGAAGAAAAAUAAAGAUAAAAAGAGAAAAGCCAACAUACUACAGAACGGCCAGGAGAAUGAGCACGUUAAGAAUGGUCACGUUGAACAAAUAGACACACCUGUACGAAAGAAAAAGAAAAAGUCAAAAUCACUAUCUAAUGAUUGAAUAAUGCCAACAUCAAUAAUUAAAUUAUUAUAAUUAUUAAAUUAUACCUUAUAAUUAUAAAUAAAAUAUAAUAAUUUUUGUUA
Molecule: messenger RNA, 1851 nt
Organism: Odontomachus brunneus
Lineage: Eukaryota; Metazoa; Arthropoda; Insecta; Hymenoptera; Formicidae
Product: nucleolar protein 56-like
Exons: 3
Coding region: 299-1768 (489 amino acids)
Cellular component (GO): box C/D methylation guide snoRNP complex; small-subunit processome
Molecular function (GO): snoRNA binding
Source: RefSeq, a predicted model, not a curated record